Patiria miniata (bat star) is the source of this 592-nucleotide messenger RNA. RefSeq names its product inactive carboxypeptidase-like protein X2. The record is from RefSeq and is a predicted model, not a curated record. Bases 37 to 486 code for a protein of 149 amino acids. NCBI's taxonomy places the organism in Eukaryota, Metazoa, Echinodermata, Asteroidea, Valvatida, Asterinidae. The transcript has 3 exons.
UUCAAUGCAGGCUGUAGUUCUGCCAACGAUGGUCCUAUGGGCAUGGCCAGUGGUUUAAUACCAGACAGUAGACUGUCAGCCUCGGCAUAUGGUGAUAGUAUCAGCAAGGCUGAUAUUCGAAUAACUGGCGGAGGUUGGUGUGCUCGCCGCAAGACUGGAAACCCGUGGGUACAGGCCGACUUGGAGCAGGCAUGCAAUGUGACUGGCAUACAAUACGCCGGUGGGCCUGAUGAUGGAACACCAGACAGGUUCAUUGUGAUGUACAGCGCUAAUACUAUCGACCAACUGCAGAAUGUCAAGAACGAGGAGCAAACUGGUGACGCUGUGUUCGAUGGGACCACCCGAGAUGUUGUGGUAACUGCGAGAUUCCCGACGGCUGUUUACGCAAGAUACAUCAGGCUGAAACCCCCUACGUGGGAUUGGAAUGUUGAAUACAAGAACGGCAACCCUUUUUGCUUGCGAUUUGAGCUGCUUGGUUGCCGCUAAAUGCGCCCCCAAGCGAUGGAAACGACACAGUAUCGUCUGGCAACAAUGUUGCAAACACAAAGCUACAUCUAUAUUAAAUUAAAUUUAAUAUAGCUCUAUGGUUGUU